This is a messenger RNA of Schistocerca cancellata (South American locust), 1314 nucleotides long. RefSeq names its product NAD-dependent protein deacylase sirtuin-5, mitochondrial-like. The transcript has 7 exons. Bases 288 to 1172 code for a protein of 294 amino acids. Gene Ontology annotation, molecular function: protein-malonyllysine demalonylase activity; NAD+ binding; protein-succinyllysine desuccinylase activity. The record is from RefSeq and is a predicted model, not a curated record. NCBI's taxonomy places the organism in Eukaryota, Metazoa, Arthropoda, Insecta, Orthoptera, Acrididae.
UCAUGUGAUUCGCGGGAUUGAAAUGUUUACUGACGGGCCGCAGGUGUCAACUGUCAGUGUACAGUUAGCCGCGGAUGUUUUUUACCUGUUACAACGUUGUGAAAAUAGAUUUAUUCUUUGUAACGAUUUGGACGGUGAAUGUGGAAAACGAAAUACUACUUCACUUUGGAAAUAUCUGGGCAUAAACUGCUAAUCUGUGUUUCUCGACGUAAAAUGCAUUAUGAAAGGAAAGCGCUACUAAAGGAUUUAACACACUAUAGCACCAUGGGCCUAAUCCUUCAGUUAGGAUGGUUCUACUCAAGCAUUCAUUUUUCUCUGGAGGGAAAGUUUUAACUUUGAGAGCUACAAUGGCUUCACGAAAUCGACCAAUAUCUGACAUGGCAGCCUUUAAGGAUGUGCUCAGAAAAUCGAAAAACUGUGUUGUGUUAUCUGGAGCAGGUGUAUCUGCAGAAUCAGGUAUACCAACCUUCAGGGGAUCUGGAGGAUUCUGGAGGAAGUAUCAAGCACAAAACUUAGCCACACCUGAAGCUUUCCAGAGAGAUCCUUCUCUUGUGUGGGAGUUUUAUCACUAUAGAAGAGAACUUGUGAUGACAAGAAAACCAAACAAGGCUCAUUUUGCCAUAGCAGAUUGCCAAAAGAGAUUCAAAGAUCAAGGGAAAUCAUUUACAAUAAUUACACAAAAUAUUGAUGGGCUGCAUCAACAAGCUGGUGCUGAAGAUGUUAUAGAGCUGCAUGGUUCACUUUUCAAAACAAGGUGCACCAAAUGCCAUGAAGUGUUAGAGAACAGAGUCAGCCCAAUAUGUCCAUCGCUGGCUGGAAAAGGGGCUCCAGACCCAGGUGCAGUCUCAGCAGACAUUCCUGUCUCUGAAUUGCCACACUGCAAAUCAAAUGGCUGUGGAGGACUUCUGCGACCUCAUGUUGUCUGGUUUGGGGAGGGGUUGGAUCCUGAAGUCUUGGUACAAGCUGGCUUACAUUUGGAUUCUUGUGACCUGUGCUUAGUAGUGGGUACAUCUUCUGUUGUGUAUCCGGCAGCAAUGUUUGCUCCUCAGGUAGCAGCCAGAGGUGUACCUGUGGCAGAAUUCAACCUAGAGGAAACUCCUGCCACAAAUGAAUUUCAAUUUCAUUUUGAAGGACCAUGUGGAUCAACUGUUCCAGAAGCACUGUCAAUGUAGUAUUACUGAAACAUUUGUGUUCUAUUUCUGGACUUAAAUCAAAUGUAAUAGUAUUCUGAUGAGAAUGACAAACUGUUGGGGAAAAAAUGUAUAUAUUCAAAAUGUUGUGUUACCUGAAUGAUAAUUUUUUUUAAAAAAAUCA